AUGCCGCCCGAGGGCAUGGCCGUCACCAAGUCCGUGCUGCCGGAGCACCCCCAGAAACUCCUGCCGGCCGGCGACGUGAUCCCCGUGCUGCUGGGGUUUCGCAAUGAGGGCAGCGAGCCGGUCAACGUGAGCGCAAUCAUGGGGUCACUGAACCACGCCGGGGACUUUCGUGUGUACUACCAGAACUUCAGCAUGCAGCCGCUGGGCAUCACUGUGCCAGCAGGUGCGGAGCUGACGAUGGAGUACUUGUUCCGGCCCGACCCUGCCCUGCCACCAAUGGAGUUCAGGAUUGCCAUCACGGCGUUCUACUCCAACGUGAAAGGCAAUGAAUGGUACAGCUCCACCUUCUUCAACGAGACCAUAGAAAUCGUUGAGGCCGAGAAGUUCUUUGACACUGAGGUCCUAUUUAUGUAUGCUACCAUCAUUUGCUUGAUGGCCCUGGCAGUCUUUGGGCUCGUGAGGUGGGCGGCCAGCCUGAGCAUCUUCAAGAAGGCGGUGACCACAAAGAAGGCCAAGGCCGCGAGCACAACCACGGCCGACGACGACUGGCUCAAGGGCACCCCCGCCAGCAAGGUGAUUAAGGGCAGGAAGACCGAGAAGAAAACGGAUUGA
This is a messenger RNA of Ostreobium quekettii, 612 nucleotides long. The record is from the annotation of a GenBank genome assembly. Lineage: Eukaryota; Viridiplantae; Chlorophyta; Ulvophyceae; Bryopsidales; Ostreobiaceae.